AUGGGAAGUACCGGAAGUACUAUGAUCGAUGCCACUGGCAUUCCACUGAAUCUUGAUAAGAAUGCAACUAGUGAAACUAUUCGAGAUUUGAUCCUGACUUUAGGGCACGCUCAAGAAAUAGGUGAUAUAAACUCAGCAAUCGAAUCAUCUCUGUCGACUAAGGCAGUGGAUGUUGGUGGAUUUUUUUCUUAUAUAUCAAUAUUCUCUAACGGAAAUGACGAUAAUAAUGAUAAUGGUGACGAUGAUGGUGGUGAAGAUGAUGCUAGUGAUGAUGAUGAUAACAAUGAUGCUAACAAUGAAAUAACAACAUCCAGAAAUUAUCUGCAAGAAUGGACACCACUGUACAGCCCAUCAUUGUCCAUAUUUGCAACACUGUCAUCCGGAAAUUUUUUGUCCGAAAACGAAGUAGCACAAAUAUUCUCACGAUAUGGAAAUAUAAAAGAAGUAAAAUGGAUUCGAAUAAGCGACAAUAACGGUUACAUCAUUUUGUUCAGUAACGAAACUGAAAAAGAGAAAGCCAUUAAGGUACACAAAUGCAGAAUUGCUGACUUCAAGUUUGACUAA
Messenger RNA from Brugia pahangi, 564 nucleotides. Lineage: Eukaryota; Metazoa; Nematoda; Chromadorea; Rhabditida; Onchocercidae. The record is from the annotation of a GenBank genome assembly.